Messenger RNA from Schistosoma spindalis, 687 nucleotides. Lineage: Eukaryota; Metazoa; Platyhelminthes; Trematoda; Strigeidida; Schistosomatidae. The record is from the annotation of a GenBank genome assembly.
AUGGAGAAAAGUGUAAACUUCUUGUUGAACAAGAAAGAAAAAGAUCAUUCAUCAAAUAAAACGAAUGUAAUGAAUGAAUCGUUAAGUCAGAAAGUGACUGAAACCACUUCUGAUCUACUUAUUUCACUUGCAAAUGAACCUUCACUGGCUUAUUUUCAUAUUCAAGAACAUAUUAGAAAAUCAGUUCCAGAAAUCUUGAAAUACCAAUUGAAAGUCGAACAUUUAGAUUCCCAAUUACGUGGUUCUUGUUAUGAUCUUGACUAUGCACUUGAUAAUGUUAGAAGUAUCUCAAAGGCUACAGUACAUUUUAAUCGGAUUAAUGAGCUCUUGAAGUCGAGCUUAUUUGCUAAACUUCAGUUGGAUUAUGCACGCAUGAACGCUUUGAGUCAUAAAGAGCCACAAGAGAGAAGACCGACUCAAUGCAACCAAGACCUACACAGUGACGCUUCUUUCCGAAACAAAUGUACAGAGAUUCCUACAAACUCACGAACACUAAGCCACAUAUCCAGCACAGUGUCGACAGCAGCCGUACAAGUACGUGAUCAAGCUAUCAAUUUGACCAGAAGAGUUUUGUGGACACAAAGUGCUGAUGUGUCUCACUCUACCAUCUCACCCAUUUUAUCUGAUUCUAAAAUUGCUAAUUCCUCGAGUUCAUUUGAUGAGAAACCAAAGUUUUUGGAAACCUAG